Molecule: messenger RNA, 1860 nt
Organism: Betta splendens (Siamese fighting fish)
Lineage: Eukaryota; Metazoa; Chordata; Actinopteri; Anabantiformes; Osphronemidae
Product: lathosterol oxidase-like
Exons: 5
Coding region: 73-975 (300 amino acids)
Molecular function (GO): oxidoreductase activity; iron ion binding
Source: RefSeq, a predicted model, not a curated record
CUCGUACUCUUUAGUCAGGUUCGCAAUCUUCCAAUUCAGUUCCGGAUACGAGGGCACACACAAGGUUCAACCAUGGAUCUCGUGCUGAACGUUGCAGACUUUUACGUCCUCACCCCGUACGUGUACCCCACAUCGUGGCCUGAGGACGGGGCUCUGCGGCAGAUCAUCAGCCUGAUGGUGGUGACGAACCUUGGAGCUGCAGUCCUGUAUCUGGGCCUGGGGGCCAUCAGCUACUAUUUCAUCUUUGACCAUGAUCUGAUGAAACACCCACAGUUCUUAGAGAAUCAGGUUCGUAGGGAGAUCAAAUAUGCUCUUACGUCUCUUCCCUGGAUCAGCAUCCCCACGGUAGCUUUGUUUUUUGCUGAAGUUAGAGGCUACAGCAAACUGUACGAUAAUGUCAGCGAUUCUCCACUGGGUUGGCCUGGUCUUUUCCUGAGUAUGAUCUCGUUCCUGUUUUUCACUGACAUGUGUAUCUACUGGAUUCAUCGCUUUCUACAUCACAAACUUAUCUAUAAGAUGUUCCACAAACCACACCACAUAUGGAAGAUCCCCACUCCCUUCGCCAGUCAUGCCUUUCAUCCAGUAGAUGGCUUUAUGCAGGGACUCCCAUACCACAUCUACCCUUUCCUCUUCCCUCUCCACAAAGUACUCUACUUACUACUGUACGUUUUUGUCAACAUCUGGACCAUUUCUAUCCAUGAUGGCGACUAUCGUGUUCCAAGGGGUCUGACUGCUGUCAUCAAUGGCUCGGCUCACCACACUGACCACCACCUCUUCUUUGACUACAAUUAUGGCCAGUACUUUACACUGUGGGAUCGUCUGGGAGGCUCCUACAGGCACCCCUCAGGUUUAAAGGGGAAGGGUCCCCAUGAUUUGAUCAGGAAACUUCAAGCAGAGGGAAAGUUAGUAGGUGACAAAGGGAAAGGGCAAGUGAAUGGACACAGUUGGAGAGAAGUAACACACAAGGAGGAGUAACGACUGGUCAAAACAUAAGUAUUUUUAUAAUGACAGCUCCCCACACUCAGCUGGAAAACAUCCUGGACAAGAAGUAAAUCCUGUAUCUGCCAAAUGAGCCUUUGUAAGAUUUGAGAUUUUGCGAAGAAGGUGGCUGCCUCUGAAUCCAUGUUAUUACACAUAUGCUUUGGGACUGCUCCAUGUGCAGAAGUACCAGUCAUGUCAAUGAAACCAAAAGCACAAGAAACUACUGAUGAAUCAAGAAUCGACAGAAAGAAGGUUUAAGGAGCAUCAGAAGGGUUGAACUCGCUACUCUGAGCGACGCAAACAAAUGACUGAAUCAGAGUGUGACUUCAGGGUUCACAUCAGGGUCGGUCUCACAAAAACUGACUUUGAGGAAAGCUUCAACAAGUAGUUCAGCUUCUGGAACUCAUGAAAGAGUGACUUAUUUAAGGGAAAAUAUUUGUGUCUCCCAACAGCUUCGGACAACUUAAUUUUCCUCUGAGUUUGCCACUGUUGACUCUGAGCAACCAGCUGACUAGUAAGAGUUAGAAUAAUUACUGAAGUCCAUAGAAAAAAGAAAAGAAAACACAGAACAUAGAAAAUAAUUAAAAAUGUCAUUGAUACUAUAUCACAGAUUUUCACUUAAAAAUUUCAUUUUAGUCAACACUAAUUAUAAAAUUUUAUGGUUGAUAUAUAAAAUAUAUUUUUGCACUUUAAUUAAAUUGUGUGUGACCAUUACUGUUGUACAUCCUUUGGCUAAUUACAUUAGCUUUAAUCUCAGCUUGAGCUAAUACAUCAUAUGGAUGGAAAUAAAUGUACCAUGACAUUUCUUUCUGUUGCAUAUUAAUCAGAGUUCAUUCUCACCCUGUUCAGGUAUUAAAUCAUUGUUAAAAUGAAAUUAAA